GUAAAUGAGGGCGGGUUAAAACGAUCAGGCAUAAAAUCGAUUCUCUUUGAAAUCAGCAGAAAGUGCUCUACAUGACAAUGGCAGCCUACCAGUUUCCAGUGAUGCAGAUAGACGAGGUGGUGGAUUUUUUAAACUCAGACCUCCAGAUGAGACUGGUAGCUGGUUCAGUCAUAAAAGAUACAGAUUUCAAGCAGCCAGAUCCACAGAGAUGGAGACAGAUUUAUGAAGGGUUAUAUGAGAUGCUCACCACUGUGCCUUUUGAUAAUGUACUACAGCAACACAGAAUACAUAUCGGUGAGAAUGUCGACUACCCAGAGAUCUAUGAUGAUGUCACUCGGCUUUGUCUCUUUGCUUUAAGCAUGGGUAGAGUGUUGGCUGCAUGUGGAAUAACAGAUUUUGUUAUAAAGGACAUAGUAAAACCAACUACCAAACGUUUACUGAAGGUUGUAAGUGCUGUCCUGAACUUCUACAAAUUUCAAGUCAGUCGAUUAGAAGUGUUCAUGAACUUGAAGGAGGAUCUGGAAAGACAAAAUAUCCAUUUCACCCAGCUCAAGAAAAAUAAUGAUGAAAUGAGGAAGAAAAUAAACAGUAUAAAAGCUUCACAGGCAGAAAAUGAACCCCGUGUUCAGGAGUUGCAAAACAUUAUCCGAGAGUCCAAAAUGAAAAUGGGAGAGCACUACAAAGCCCAGGCUGCACUACAAAAGGACAUCUCUGAAGUGAAAGCAAGCAUUGCGGAGAAAAAAGCUACCAGUGACCAGUUGCGAGUUCAGAUAUUGGAAGAAAAGAGAAAAUGUGAGAAAAUAUCCCGCCAAAUAGUGCAUUCUCCCGAUCGUCUAAAGGAAGAUAAGAAACGUAUGGAAGGCCAGUUGUCUCAUCUAAAGACAAUGAAUACGGACAAAAGACAGCGGCUGUUAGAGCUGCACCAGCAAGAGGAUGUGUUAAAGAAGUUAGAUGAAGAAGCGGAGGUAGCCUUGAAAAUGAUGCAGGGCAUAGAGACGGAUGACAACAAAGAAAAAGAGUGUGCAGCAGAGAUAGCUAAGAUACAAAAUCAGAUGCAGACCAAUGAGGAUGCUGUACAAGCCCUGAGUACACAGGAGCAAGAGAUGGACAUGCUGAUAGCCAGCAAACAGGAGAAGAUUGCUAAACUCUCCUUCCAACACCAGCACAAGAUGGCAGCAGCCAAGGAAACAUUGGAUCAAUUAAAACAACAGCUGGAGUUGGAAUGUGAGCAGGACAGUGAGAAGGAGGGACAGAAGAAGGCUUUGUGCGACCAAUCAACAGCCGUAGACAAGGAGCUUGACGCUCGGGUCAAAGUUCACCAGGAGAGAAUGCGGCGCAUGAAGACUGCUUAUGCCAUGUCUUUAGAAAAGCUGGAAGCUUAUCACAACAAGUUGGCCACAUGCUGGGAAAAUGCGAAUGCUAGUGAUUGAUGGACCUGGUACAUACAUGCACCUGUACAUGGAGCUCAUUUCUGUUUCAGCUUGCUAUUGGAACAGACUACAAUACAUGUUUAUCUGUCUCUUCCUGCUCUAAGAAUACCUACAAUCUUUUCAAGACAGUCCAUUUUCAGCGAUAUAUUUUAUGACUCGCUUACUGUUCUUAUUGCCCAUGUGCCCUGCCUCAGUGGUGGUGACGAGACAUCUUCGAUGAAAGAUUUUGUCAGUGUAGCAAUAUCAUUUUGCUGUGUUACCAUUGUUCUUCAGGGAUGAACCAAAACGCUGAGAGUUGACAGCACAGCAUCACAAAAGGUAUAGUGCACAAAACGACAUGGUGUGUAAAGGGAUUCAGUGGCAACUGUGUAAUAAAUGUCAUUUUUUAAAAAAUGUAUAUGUAUGCAAAAGCCAUACCAUAUUCAAUAUUCCUUUUUGGAAAGAAAGUGACUCCUGCCAUAACUGUUGCAUAUACUUUGAUCACAUAACAUUAUCAGAUUCCCCAUUACUUUUUGUUGAAGCAUUUAAUGUAGUCAUAAACCAUUCAAACCCAAGGACACGUAUUUUCAUACAGAGGUUUCAUUAACAUCAGCUCAGUGAUGCCUGAUAUUUACUUUGGCACCGGCUCUCAUGUGUCAUUUGUCUUUUUGUUAUGACUUAUGAUUAAACGGUGUGUAAUUGCUC
Molecule: messenger RNA, 2114 nt
Organism: Liolophura sinensis
Lineage: Eukaryota; Metazoa; Mollusca; Polyplacophora; Chitonida; Chitonidae
Product: kinetochore protein Nuf2-like
Exons: 12
Coding region: 72-1430 (452 amino acids)
Biological process (GO): attachment of mitotic spindle microtubules to kinetochore; mitotic spindle organization; meiotic chromosome segregation
Cellular component (GO): Ndc80 complex; kinetochore
Molecular function (GO): protein-containing complex binding
Source: RefSeq, a predicted model, not a curated record